Molecule: messenger RNA, 1983 nt
Organism: Cinara cedri
Lineage: Eukaryota; Metazoa; Arthropoda; Insecta; Hemiptera; Aphididae
Source: the annotation of a GenBank genome assembly
AUGACAACACCACCAGCAGAUAUGAACGGAAUACAAAUGUUUAUAAAAAGUCUUCAAGAUGAAAAAAUCGUCUCCUCCUUGCUGAAACAUGACGUUAGUUAUGUCAGUCAAAUAAGGAUGUACGUAUGCAACUCCACAACUAGUAGAGUGCUGGAUGAAUGUGCAAAGCUCGGGUAAUGUUACGAUUAUACCACCGUAACCGAACUAUUCCCCGAUGUCACCUAGUUAUUUGAUGCCACCAACUUAUGCCGUAAGAGGAUUCGACCACAAUGACGGGCCGUACGGUCCGCAAUAUAUUACAUAACCACUGGUACUGAAGGAAGAGUUGAAUGAAGCCAAUUCUUCAUUCCACAGUUUCAGAAAUGGGAUGGGAUCUCAAGAGAAAAUUUUCUUUAUAAUAAUGUAUGUAUUUUAUUUUUAAUAUAAAAUUGUAUAUAACAUGUACUGUAGUAGUAUUAAAUAAAAACACAGAUAUUUACUUAAAAAAAAAAAAAGUUUUUCUCGGAACCGCUUCAUCUGUUUCAAAUACGAUACGCAAGUCCCCACGGACGAUGUUCUGAUGUUGUCGUUCUGUCUCGAUAAAUCCACAACUACGAUCGGCGUGUUUGCAGUAAAAUUUUUUCUCGUUAAUAAUGGAGCACUGGACACUCUACCAUAAUACGAUUUUUGAAAAUCUGUAUGCGCCUUACACAAUGUAGCCGGUUUUGUUAUUGCAAAAGUUUGCGUAAAAAUCCUCGUAGGGAUAUACUUCGUUGUUUAAGUAUACCUCAAGGUUUUUGAGGUUACAAUAGUCGAACCAACCCGACGGGUUUAUCAAGUUAUUCUUUCUAUCGGUUUGAAAUCCAAUUAUAACAAACCUCGGUUUCUCUAAUAGACUGCUAGAUUUAACCGUUCACGAAUGAGAAGUGUUUGUCGGGAGAACGGGAUAUUCACACAAGUCCCAGGUUCUAAACGCGCACGCGAGUGGUUUACGAGAAUCCAAUACUCUUAAAAGUUUUAAUUUUUCUGAAUCGUUUACCCGAAUAACUGGCAUUUUCCAAAGAACUUUGAUCACUUCGAUAUUUAUUUUUUUAUUUAUUUCAAUGGAUUUUUCUGCGUUCGCUCCGGUAGAGCGCAGAGCGUUGAAAUCAGUCGACGACCGAUUUAAAAUUAUUUGUUGAUUGUAAUUGAGUAAUAUUUUUUUACAAUCUUCACAAAAUCUGAAUAAAUGUUUGAGGGGGAUGCAACCGGAAAAUUUCUCUUUUUCCAUGAAAUUUGUUUUAUUCGAGUUCAUACAAAUCGUGAGGUGUAUGAAAGCAGUAUCCUUUUAAAGUUUAAGAUAUGCCCGGUGAUUUCAACUUUUGGAUUUCCACACCAUUCACUUCGUAUCGUAUUUCGGAGAAUAGAAAAGCCAAUUCGUUGUUUGUAAAAUGUAUAUCUCCUACCGUGCUGUCUUAUUUGUUAACUUUUACCUCAAUAAACAAGUAACUCUAACACGGAAGAGUGUACGAGUCUAUAUUUUGAAUAGAUAUUCUAAUUUCAUCGUUUUUCGAGAAUGCCGUAUUCAAGUACGGAAGAAACGAGUGAUAUUACAUCUGUGUUUAAUCCAUUUUUAAACACGUGUGACUUUGUAACGAAAACAAUUAGUGACGAUUGUCGUCCUAUUCUCCUUCAAGCAAUCUUAACUAAAUUGGCAGGGAAAGCGUUCGCAGUGACACAACACCGAAACACCGAGAGGUGAAGUCAUGGGAAGCAUUGAAAGGCCUAUUGGAAGUGACAUUUUGUGCAAAAAGGAUUCCAGGAUAUCUACAAUUGGAAUUAACUACAACGAAACACAAAAUUGGGGAAACAAUUCAAGAAUACUCUGCAAGAGUUGAGGUACUCUUACACGAACUAUGCAAUGUUAGUACUGCUAAAAGGUCUCCCGCAGACGCCAAAGCAGUCCACGAAUAUAUAAAAGAGACUAUUUUAACCACAUUUGUAGAGGGUCUACCGCCNUAUUGA